CUCUACUUUCCUCAUUUUCUCACACCUUCUCCUCCCUGCUUUUCUUUCUACUCACACACCCUUCUCCUUCCUUUUUCUUUUCUUUCUGAAUUGAGUGACAUAGAAGAACAAUAGCACCAUCAUCAUCAUUUGCUUUUAACCUCAAACAUCUUGUAUUUUGCCCUUUUUCUUUCUAAUUAUAAACGACCGCAAUCCUGCUUUCCAGAGCUUUCUCUUUUUGUGAGUGUUUUGGGUGGGUGUUUAAGAUGGAAAAGGAGAGGUUGUUCAUGAAUGAAGGCAACUGCACCACUCCACCCAACUGGAAUAUAGGCAUGGAAAUUCAAUCCAAUGAGCUGAAUUGCUCCUCACAAGCGGUUCAAAAUUGUUUCCUGAAUCCCAAUUGGGACCACUCAAUGGAUCAGAGCGAUCCCUUUGAGUCGGCCUUGAGCUCCAUUGUGUCUUCUCCGGUUGGGUCCAGUGCGGGAGGCAUGCCAGGGGAUAGCAUUGCCAUCAGAGAAUUGAUUGGAAGACUGGGGAGCAUAUGCAAUUCCGGGGAGAUUUCGCCUCAGUCUUACAUUGGAGGAGGCGGCCACGGCAACACCAACAACAGUAACAACACUUCUUGCUAUAACACGCCAUUGAAUUCUCCUCCCAAGCUCAAUCUCUCCAUCAUGGAUCAUCAGCAACAUCAGAUCAGGACCAAUUUCCCCAAUAAUCAUUUACCAACACAUCCAAGUCUGGCACCCUUUCCAGCUGAUCCCGGAUUCGCCGAGAGGGCUGCGAGAUUUUCCUGCUUUGGCACUGGGAAUUUCUCAGGCCUAAGUGCCCAAUUCGGCCUCAAUGAUACUGAAUUGCCAUAUAGAUCAUCCACUGGUAAGCUCUCCAGAGUCUCCAGUAACCAGUCCUUCAAGGCUGCUGGAUCUCAAUUGGGUGCUCAAGAAUUCAAGGACAGGUCGCCGCCCCAGGAUGGAGUUUCAGCUUCUGAUAAGAAAUUGGGUAAAAUUUCAAGGUCUUCUACCCCAGAUAAUGCAGAAUUGGGAGAUUCCCGCGAGGAAUCUUCGGUUUCUGAGCAGAUCCCAGGUGGGGAAACCAGCCUAAAAGGCCAGAAUGAUGCCAAUGGAAGAAAAAGAAAAUCGAUUCCCAGAGGCAAAGCCAAGGAAGUCCCUUCCUCCCCCUCUGCCAAAGAUGCGAAGGUUGCCUCAGACAAGGAUGAAUCGAAUGCCAAGAGAAGCAAACCAGAUGAAGGUAGUGGGAGCGAAAAGGAUGCUGCCAAAGCGAAGGCAGAAGCAAAUGGGAGUACCAAAUCUGCAGGGGAUGGGAAUCAAAAACAGAGCAAGGAUAAUCCUAAGCCGCCGGAGGCUCCAAAGGACUACAUCCAUGUUAGAGCCAGAAGGGGUCAAGCUACUGAUAGCCAUAGUCUUGCUGAAAGAGUCCGAAGAGAGAAAAUCAGUGAGAGAAUGAAGUUCCUUCAAGAUCUUGUACCGGGCUGCAAUAAGGUGACUGGGAAAGCAGUUAUGCUGGACGAAAUUAUAAACUAUGUGCAAUCCUUGCAGCGUCAGGUUGAGUUUCUCUCUAUGAAGUUGGCAACUGUGAAUCCAAGGAUGGAUUUCAACAUGGAAGCUCUUCUCUCCAAGGAAAUCUUUCAAUCGCGGGGAUCAUUGCCACAAGCCAUGUACCCAUUGGAUUCCUCAGCUCUAGCAUUUCCCUAUGGAUACCAGCCCCAGCAAGGACCAUCUCUACAGAAUGGGAUUCCUAAUGGAACAGAGACCCCCUUCUCGGUGAACCCUUUAAAUUCUGCGAUACGACGCACCUCAAGCAUGCUGCCUUCCAUUGAUGGGUUUGGUGAAGCUGCCUCUCAGGUUUCUACGUUUUGGGAGGACGAACUCCAUAGCGUUGUUCAGAUGGGAAUAGGCCAGAAUCAGCCCCAGGGCUUUCCUGGGUCAAUGGGUGCAGCCCAGAUGAAAAUUGAGUUAUGAUCAGCAUUAGCCACAGUGUUGAGUUGGGUUGAGGCCUCAAGUUAGGGAGGCCUCUGUACAUACAAGGGAGGGGUGCUGCUGGUUCCAACAGAUGUCCAGUUCUGAGAAAGAGGACAUUUUUCUCUAAAAUUUGAUAUUUUUCUCUUUUUGCCCUAUCAUUUCUGCAACUGAUUCUUUUGGGACACGAUCCAUUGUGAAAUCAAUCCUAGAACUAAUUGCAACUGUGGUGCCAAGUUUCAAUAGAAGACCACAAUGUAAGAUGUAGCAUGGUAAGGGAGUAGUAUUAAUUGAAGGUUUGUUUCCAAACCUUGUUUGUUGUAAUAUUACCUUACCAUUGAAACAUUUUUAUCAUAUUAAUUCAUUGAAUAUGAUGAUUACAGCUGUUAAA
Messenger RNA from Vitis riparia (riverbank grape), 2343 nucleotides. RefSeq names its product transcription factor bHLH77-like. The record is from RefSeq and is a predicted model, not a curated record. The transcript has 8 exons. NCBI's taxonomy places the organism in Eukaryota, Viridiplantae, Streptophyta, Magnoliopsida, Vitales, Vitaceae. Gene Ontology annotation, cellular component: nucleus. Gene Ontology annotation, biological process: regulation of DNA-templated transcription. Gene Ontology annotation, molecular function: DNA-binding transcription factor activity; protein dimerization activity. Bases 246 to 1955 code for a protein of 569 amino acids.